CAUGGGGCACAGUGUGGGGCACGGUGUGGGGCGCAGGUGGAGCCGCGUGGUGGUGUGGGUCGGGCCGUGGGGCACAGUGUGGGGCACAGGUGGAGCCGCGUGGUGGUGUGGGUCGGGCUGUGGGGUGCAGGUGGAACCGCGUGGUGGUGUGGGUCGGGCCGUGGGGCACAGUGUGGGGCACGGUGUGGGGCACAGGUGGAGCCGUGUGGUGGUGUGGGUCGGGCCAUGGGGCACAGUGUGGGGCACGGUGUGGGGCGCAGGUGGAGCCGCGUGGUGGUGUGGGUCCAGCCAUGGGGCACAGUGUGGGGCUCGGUGUGGGGCGCAGGUGGAACCGCGUGAUCGUGGAGAAGCCGUUCGGCCGCGACCUGGCGUCCUCGGAGGAGCUGACGCGGCAGCUGAGCGCCCUGUUCCGCGAGGAGCAGAUCUACCGCAUCGACCACUACCUGGGAAAGGAGAUGGUGCAGAGCCUCAUGGUGCUCAGGUUCGGGAACCGGAUCUUCGGGCCCAUCUGGAACCGGGACAACGUGGCGUGCGUGGUGCUGACGUUCAAGGAGCCCUUCGGCACCGAGGGCCGCGGGGGAUACUUCGACGACUUCGGCAUCAUCCGGUAAGCGCCGGUGACGUCAUCCUUCCGGUGACGUCAUCCUUCCGGUGACGUCAUCCUCCCGGUGACGUCAUCGUCCCGGCGAGGUCAUCGCACUGGCGAGGUCGUCGCGCUGGUGAUGUCAUCGCACUGGUGACGGCGUGGCGCUGGUGACGGCAUUGUCCUGGUGAUGUCAUGGCGCUGGUGAUGGCGUCGUCCUGGUGACAUCAUAGUCCCGGUGACGUCAUCGUCCCGGUGAGGUCGUCGCGCUGGCGAGGUUAUCGCGCUGGUGACGUCAUCCUCCUGGUGACCUCAUCCUCCUGGUGAUGUCAUCGUGCCAGUGAUGGCGUGGUCCUGGUGACGGCGUCGUCCUGGUGAUGGCGUCGUCCUCGUGAUGGCGUCAUGCUGGUGACGUCAUCCUCCUGGUGACGUCAUCGUCCCGGUGACGUCAUCGUCCCGGCGAGGUCGUCGCGCUGGCGAGGUUAUCGCGCUGGUGACGUCAUCCUCCUGGUGACGGCGUGGCGCUGGUGACGGCAUCCUCCUGGUGACAUCAUCCUCCUGGUGACGUCAUCCUCCUGGUGACGUCAUCGCACUGGCGAGGUUAUCGUGCUGGUGAUGUCAUCCUCCUGGUGACGGCGUGGCGCUGGUGACGGCAUUGUCCUGGUGAUGUCAUGGCGCUGGUGAUGGCGUCGUCCUGGUGAUAGCGUCGUCCUGGUGAUAGCGUCGUGCUGGUGACGUCAUCCUCCUGGUGACGUCAUCGUCCCGGUGACGUCAUCGUCCCGGCGAGGUCGUCGCGCUGGCGAGGUUAUCGUGCUGGUGAUGUCAUCCUCCUGGUGACGGCGUGGCGCUGGUGACGUCAUCGUGCUGGUGACGGCAUGGUCCUGGUGAUGUCAUCACGCUGGUGACGUCAUCGUCCCAGUGACGUCAUCGUCCCGGUGACGGCAUCGCGCUGCUGACGUCAUCGCGCUGGUGAUGGCAUCAUCCUGGUGACAGCGUCGUGCUGUCACGGUGCUGGUGACGGCGUCAUCCCGGUGACGUCAUGGUGCCGGUGACGGCAUUGUGCCGGUGACGACGUCGUGCUGGUGAUGCCAUUGUCCCAGUGACGUCAUCGUGCCGGUGACAUCAUCAUGAUGGUGACGUCAUUGUCCUGGUGACAGCAUUGUCCCAGUGACAUCAUCAUGCCGGUGACAUCAUCAUUCUGGUGACGUCAGUGUGCUGGUGACGUCAUUGUGCUGGUGAUGUCAUUGUCCUGGUGACGUCGGUGUCAUGGUGACAUCACUGAUGCGGUGACGUCAUCGUCCCAGCAGCGUGAUGGUGAUGUUGUUGUGUUGACAUCAUCGUGGUGGUGUCACUGUUGUGAUGUCAUCGUGGAGAUGGCAGUGUCACGGUGAUGUCAUUGAUGCGGUGACGUCAUUUGUCACGGUGGUUUCACGGUGAUGUCGUUGUGGUGAUGUCAUUGUGACGGUGUCCUUGGGGUGAUGUCAGUGGGGUGAUGUCAUUGCGGUGACAUUCUCGUCAUGCCGACAUCAUUGUGGUGAUGUCGUGGACGGCGUGAUGUCAUUGUCAUGGUGACAUCGUUGUCGUGGCGAUAUCAGUGCCACUGAUUGUGACACAAUGUCAUUGUCGCGGUGAUGUCAUUGUGGUGAUGCCAUUGUGGUGAUGUCAUUGUGGUGAUGUCAUUGUGGUGAUGCCGUUGUGGUGAUGUCAUUGUCACAGUGACGUAAUUGCUGUGCUGGCAACAGUGUUGUGAUUAUGUUGUUGUCACGGUGACAUCGUUACGGCGGUGACGUCAUCAUGGCAGUGACGUCACUUUCACGGUGACGUCCUUGUUUGCGCUGACGUGGUGGUGGCGGUGACGUCGUGGUGGUGGUGAUGUGGUGGUGGCAGUGACGUCAUUCUGGUGGUGCCGUGGUGGUGGCGGUGACGUCAUGGGGGUGGUGAUGUCAUGGUGGCGGUGACGUCAUUCUCGCAGUGACGUGGUGGCGGUGGCGUUGUGGUGGUGGUGACGUUGGGGAGGCGGUGACGUCGUUUCUCGCGGUGCCAUCAUGGUGGCAGUGAUGUCAUUCUGGUGGUGACAUCGUGGUGGCGGUGCCGUGCCGUGGUGGUGGUGGUGACAUCAUUCCGGUGGUGCCGUGGUGGCGGCGGUGACGUCAUUCGGGCGGUGACGUCAUGGUGGUGGUGCCGUGGUGGUGGCGGUGAUGUCAUGGUGGUGGUGACGUCGUGGUGGUGGUGGUGACGUCAUGG
This is a messenger RNA of Numida meleagris (helmeted guineafowl), 2827 nucleotides long. It is a transcript of the gene G6PD, whose product is annotated as glucose-6-phosphate dehydrogenase. Gene Ontology annotation, biological process: glucose metabolic process; pentose-phosphate shunt, oxidative branch. Lineage: Eukaryota; Metazoa; Chordata; Aves; Galliformes; Numididae. Bases 291 to 611 code for a protein of 106 amino acids. The record is from RefSeq and is a predicted model, not a curated record. The transcript has 2 exons. Gene Ontology annotation, cellular component: cytosol. Gene Ontology annotation, molecular function: glucose-6-phosphate dehydrogenase activity; NADP binding.